GGACUAGAUUUACCUUACACAGACCUAUAGUACUGAAUAUGAGCCUGUUUUAUCCAAUGUAAAAUGUGAAUUAAAGCCGUGUAUACCACUGGUGGGACCGGCUGGAAGACAAGAAUUGAGACCCUCUAGUGCACGCCUUACGAACCAUGAAGGACGAACCACGAGUUUAAUUGAAAGUCGAGGAUUCCAUUCAUGGAAUGCUGCUAUACAGGCCAUUUCUUCUUGUGUUAUUGAUGUCGAACAGUAUCAAGACUACAUGGAAGAAAUGUCAGUUGGCCAAUUUAUCACGAAUAAGUUCAAUAUUCGUAAAAUUUUGCUUUCUAAAGGGUCAAAAGUGUUCAGGAUUGACUAUUUGCUUGUUUCUGUAAAAUCCAUUGUACCAGCUGAUCCUAACUUAAUCCUUGUGGUUACGGACAAAACUGGACAAAUGCUUGGUUGUUUACACAAAGACGCUAUAGCGACUUAUCGCAACAGCAUAAGCCCAGGAUCGACGAUUUUAUUGUGUGAUAUUUCAGUUUACGUUCCUGCCGGGCACAACCCAUAUUUACUUAUAACUGGGUGUAAUAUCAAGCAUAUAUUUGACGGAAUUUUUAGAAGUACAAACGUUCCUUGAUACUGUGAAAUAUGCACAGUACGUAAAACGUUCAUACUCGUAAUGUGGAAGGCCAUCAAAUGAAAAUGGUAGCUAAAUGUAAAUGUAUUCGAAACAUGGAUACAUAAUGUAAUGUUUUGUAUAUU
Molecule: messenger RNA, 738 nt
Organism: Theileria equi strain WA
Lineage: Eukaryota; Apicomplexa; Aconoidasida; Piroplasmida; Theileriidae
Exons: 6
Coding region: 257-613 (118 amino acids)
Biological process (GO): recombinational repair
Source: RefSeq, a predicted model, not a curated record